CUCAGUUCCUUCUCGAUCAGCUAGACCCUGCGCCAUUUGUUCAGAAGCUUUUCUUUUCAAAUCAAUCUUUCCGUUUUCAGAGAUGUCUCUUGAAAGUGAUUGGCUGAGCAGUAGACUGAAGCUGUGUCAUUUAACCAGCUCCUCAAAUGAAGAUCAGAGGGCUCCAGAAGAUGGACAGAAUUCAGGAGCUGUGCAUCUUACCACACAACCAGGUGCGACUCCCACCUACGACAGAACAGCUGUUCUCAACACACUCAAUGCAUAUACAGAAGGAUUGAGCCAGGCUCUAGGCAUGGCUUCUGGGGAGCAGGGAGUGGAGACUAAUAACAUUCCUCAGCAUUGCACAGAACCUGGGCACAGUUUAAUUUCCAGCUAUGCAGACUACAUGACGAGUGAUAUUAUGAGUGUCCUUAAAAGGCAAUUGGAACCAACUGUGAGCAGGAAUGCUGCAUUAGAGUUGAGUCAACCCCUACCUGACUGCCAGUCUGCAUCCAUUGGUGGAACAGCUGUCAUGCACAAAGAAGAUGAUUUGCAUGUGUCUCCAAUGGAAUUAGAUGCAGGCACUAGUCCCAGCAUUGAUUAUAAUGGCUUCCUGGGUUUGGCUACUAAGCUUUCCUCUAUUAUUAUUCAGAAAUCACAUGAAGAGAUUAAUAAGGGGCUAACUGUGAGCCAAGACUCUUCCUCCCAGUGCACCAAUAGCACCUUAUCAGAAGAGAGGAAGAUUAGGCGUACUCGGUCUGUUGCGGAGGAAUUUGCAUCAAAACUGACAAAGGAACUGGACUCUAUAUGCAUUGAGGAAUUAAGAGACACAAUAAUGACAUUGACCUCGAGGGCUCUGUUGGAAAUGGAUGGAAGUACAAUGGACCAUGAAUCAUGUACCAGUGGGAGGUUCUCUGAAGAAGCUGGACAUAUAAACCUAGUCAGAUCCCCAGACACACCAAUGCCUUGCUGCACCAAGAACUGCUGCGGGAGAGAUCAGCAUUAUCACUUUCCCAGCCCAGUGGUCUACGAUCUCCCCUUAAGUGAGGUGGAAAAUCAGUACCAGUUUUUCAAUUCAUUUUUGAGAGAGUAUGGGACAGGGGGCUCCAUCACAACAAGACAACACCAAGAGCCAUCCUGUUUUUCAGCUCCAGCAAAAUCUGUGUUCUUCAAAAAGAGUUCGAUGGACUAUCCUGAUGCUCCUCCGCCCACCCCCCUCGUGCCAGAGAAAGGUAAGAGCCGGAGCAGCUUCUCCAGGAAACUGAAAGGUGGCCUCGCCAAGGAGUUCCUCCCAUCUCCUCCUCCACCAACCCCCAAGGAAGACUCUACUAGUUCUCCCAGGAAAGAGCAAGACACUAGGGAUAAGGCAGAGUUCAUGGCCAAACUCAUGAGGUCGCUCUCUCUGGAGUAUUCAGAAAGAGAAAGGGAAGCAGAGCAAAGUAUUGGUCAGGCCAAGGAGGAUGGAAGGUCUCGGAGGCAUUCAAAGGAGAAUCAAGUAUUUCAACAGAUUUCAGUCUAUGCUAACCAGUUAGCUUUAACUAUAAUGAGCUGGAGCGCAAAUGAAAAUUUUUUAAAAGGCCCGAAUGUGGAGACUGGGAACAGCUGUGUGGACAGCACUUCAACAGAAAGUGAUCUAGUAAGUAUCCAGGAGCAGAUGCAGAGUGUGGCUCCCAUAAGAAUGACUCACAGCCCACUCAGCCCUGUGUCUGUCUAUGCAGAGAGGAUGAGUCAAGAAAUAAGAGACGAGGUUCUGGCAAUUCAAAAAGAAAUGUUGCCGGAAAUCAAAGUCCCCUGUAAAGCCAAGGCAGCAUCAACUAACGGGAUCCAGCCACACUGUGAAGCGAAUCUCAACCACAUGGCAGAAAGGCUUGCUGAAGAACUCAUUCAGGCCUCGUUUCAGAUGCUUGUGACGCCCACAAAGGCUGGUUGGUGUCGGGUAUCAGGGCAGGCAGAGGUGGGAGAACAGCUGUCCAGAACUGUCCCACAUCCAGACCGACAUGUGAUGUUCAGCCAGGAGUCGGUUGUUUUUGACGGGGACUAUAAAGAAAUGCCAGACUCAUCAAUGGAGAAUGUAUCAACUAACCCACCUGCAUCAGAUAAAUGCUGUGUGCCAUCCACUUGGGAGACCAAUAUUAACUUUGGUGCUUUCCAAAAUGCAGACCUGGCCCAAUUUGCAGGGUUAUUGAUUAAAGAUGUCCUGCAGAAAGCUGUCAAACACCUCAAGGAAACAUCUUUUGAUAAUGUAAAAGAUCAGUGCCCAUUUGGACCAAACAUGGUAGAGGAAAUAGCAGAGAAGCCGAGCAGAAAGAUCUUGGCCUGUACCGUUCCUUCAGUAGUGAAGCAAGAACACCACCAACUCCAUAGGAAGCUCUAUGAAAGAGAGGGCGUAUCUGCAGUUACCAUUCCCCAGCAAUCUGGAAGGAGAUUCAAUGGAGGUUGUAUACAGUCACAACAGCCAAAAGUGACUGACUUCGAAAUGAUGAAUUGGCAUGGGUCCUAUGCCGAGGAUUUAGCUAAAGCUGUGCUGAAAACUUCAUUAGAUGAAGCUGGCAAACACUGCAGUGAUCUUUUUAAUAGUCCUAUUUUAAAGCAUGCCACUGGUACAAAAAACCCCACAACCUUCAAGUUAACCCAUGUGAACUCAGGAGAAGAAAGUGGAUUCCCAAAUAGAGGGGCCUUGAAGGCAUACCAGCACACUGACCCUGAAGGAGUCUUUUCUGCAUCCGGGAAGCCAGGCCUCAGGCCUGUGGUGGCACAGCUGGAUGCUCACUGUGACAUUACCACACAGCAGCUGCAGGGAGUGCUCCAAUGGGCAGUAGCCUCUCAGUUAAACAUACCUGUACUCCAGUGUAGGACCCCAGCAGAGGAUCUUAGAACACAGUUUUCCGGCCUGGCGCGGAGGGCGGUGGAGCGGGGCUGGAUGGUGGGGGACCUGGUGAUGGCUCUGUUUCUCUACUGUGACCUGACAGAGCAAGCCGUAGCCAGGAGGCACAGUACACAGAGCUCUCUCCUGGACUGGCUGUGGGACUGCAUGGAUCUCCUUCACAGACACUUCCCUUAGGAACAGUUCUCCACCCUGAACCAGUCCCGGUUUUCUUUCAACCAGUUCCUAUAAAAAGAGUGGUUUUAUUGUCAUUUGGCCAUUUUGAAAUGCUCCUGUGGAAAUAAAACAUUCUAAAGGGAUUUUAAAGGAUGCCAGAAGGCGUUUUGUUCCACUGUGAAAAUGCAGCAUUGUAGGUUUUAAUAAUGAUCUCAAAGUUUAAUCCAAAAUGUCUCAGCAUGAUUUUUACAUGUACUAAUAAACACACCCAAUAAAGUUACCAAAUCUGAAAUAAGCAGCUCAGGUGUUUAAUUUAGGGCAUUGUAUUUGCGGUCUGAAGAUGAUUCCUAUUGCUUUUAGAAUUGUAAAUCGUUCUUUGUUCCUUUUUAUCUGAUGACGUGUGGAGUAAUCAACGAAAACAUUAUUUUGAUACAGUGUCAUUCAUGGGAAGACCUUUCAAAGCAUUUCACAAUCAAAUACAGUAAAAACACCUGUCAAACAUGACCAAGCAAUAAAAGAAUACAAGUAAAAUGAAAAAAAUAAAUACAUUAAAAAAAAUAAAAACAUCAAAUGUAAUCACAGUCCGAAGGCUUGAGAGAACAAAUAGGCCUGACACUUCAGCAGGGAAUCAACAUUUCCGAUGGUCCUUGGCAAAGUAAAUAGCUUUGUUAAUCUAGCCCAUAUUAAGCACUGCAAUGCAAAGACGCUGGAACUAGGGGUGCUGGGGGAGCGGCAGCCCCCCCUUUGGCUUUGCAUGGCUUCCAUCAUAUACAGGGGUUACAGUUUUGUUCAAUGACUUUCAGCAUCCCCACUUUUGUUCCAGUGCCACUGCUGCAAUGAUAUUUCGCCUCAAGGCACCUUAUCAUCAUAAUAAAGUUUUGUUAUAGGAAUUAUUUUUCUUUCAGCAGUUUUUAUAAUCACCAAUGUAAUUUAUAGCUUAGUACAUAUUAUAAAGGAAUCUAUUUAGCUAAUGAUUUCAAAUCUCAUAGGUGGUCUGCGAAUCUUAAUAUACUGGGUAUACAUUUUCAGACAGAAUUCCCUUAAACAAAAAUCCUGGAUCAGGGUUGAGAAGAACAAUUUUAUAUAAUCUGAAGCUGCAACUUGGAAUAGCUAAUCUUAUGAACUGAUGAACUAAUUCUGGCCUAGGUUUC
Polyodon spathula (Mississippi paddlefish) is the source of this 4170-nucleotide messenger RNA. RefSeq lists its product as uncharacterized. The record is from RefSeq and is a predicted model, not a curated record. Gene Ontology annotation, biological process: intracellular protein localization. Gene Ontology annotation, molecular function: protein kinase A binding. Lineage: Eukaryota; Metazoa; Chordata; Actinopteri; Acipenseriformes; Polyodontidae. The coding region runs from base 83 to 3040 and encodes 985 amino acids. Gene Ontology annotation, cellular component: cytoplasm. The transcript has 4 exons.